This is a messenger RNA of Paraglomus brasilianum, 231 nucleotides long. NCBI's taxonomy places the organism in Eukaryota, Fungi, Glomeromycota, Glomeromycetes, Paraglomerales, Paraglomeraceae. The record is from the annotation of a GenBank genome assembly.
AUGCAAAAACUUCAGGAGGAAUCAUCGUCAGUGGACACUGCUGCUAUCAUCAAUGCCUUGCCAUCGUUGAAAAAUCCAAACACAUUCCAUUCUAUCCUUGAUACCUUAGAUUGGCUCCUGAAUCGGUUUGUCAGGAAACUUAGGAAGUUAGAUGAGUUAGAUGACACAACAGAGGAAAAUGAUUUUGAUAAAAUUGACGAAGAUGAAAAAAAAAAAUGUGGAAAUGGGUGA